GGAGCUCGGCGCUCUCACACAUACUCGCACAUCUCACUCACCCUCUGGACCAAGGUGCGACUCACUCGGACUCUCCGCGGGACUUUUGAUGCGGCGACACAGCGGACUAUGAAUUUACAAGCAAGACGUCGACCCAUAUCUGUAGACGAGUGUUGUGGAGAAAACGGAUUUUAACGCAACAUCCUGAAAAAAGGGAGCGCGCGCGGCUUCUCUUCAUCCACCAACUGUGUACCAACACCAUUCUGGAUACAACUGCUGCUCGCUGUCACGGGACUGACUUUCUGAAGUGGGGACUUUUGUAUCUGGGGGUGAAUUGUUGAGAGACUUGUGUCAGAGCGGAGUUGGUCUGUUCAUGAUGGGCGCGCUACCUGGCAGAGGAGGUGGAAGAGAACGGGGGUCCGAGUCGCUGACCUGGCUUGUCAUUGUGCUUCUGGCGGAAUUUGGAGUCGCUCAAGUUGACGAUGACUUCAUUGGACUCGGAGAAUUGCCGGAAACUUUUCCUUCAGAUCCGCCGGAGCCGCUGCCCGUGUUUCUCAUGGAGCCGGAGGAGGCCUACAUCGUGAAGAACAAACCAGUGAACUUGUACUGCAAAGCCACGCCGGCUACGCAGAUCUACUUCAAGUGCAACAGCGAGUGGGUCCACCAGAAGGAGCACACGGUGGAGGAGCGCGUGGACGAGAACUCGGGCCUGGUGGUGAGAGAAGCCAGUAUAGAGAUCACUCGACAGCAGGUGGAGGAGCUUUUUGGACCCGAGGACUUCUGGUGUCAGUGUGUGGCCUGGAGCUCUGCGGGGACCACCAAAAGCCGAAAGGCGCACGUCCGUAUCGCCUAUUUGAGAAAAACCUUUGAUCAGGAGCCUCUUGGAAAGGAAGUUUCACUGGAGCAGGAAGUCUUACUUCAAUGUCGACCCCCUGAAGGCAUCCCUGUCGCUGAGGUGGAGUGGCUGAAAAAUGAGGAGAUCAUCGACCCGGCUGAAGAUAGAAACUUCUACAUCACCAUCGACCACAACCUGAUCAUCAAGCAGGCCCGACUCUCCGAUACUGCAAACUACACCUGCGUGGCCAAGAACAUUGUGGCCAAGAGACGGAGCACCACGGCCACUAUCAUCGUCUUCGUUAAUGGUGGAUGGUCCACGUGGACGGAGUGGUCGGUGUGCAACAGCCGAUGUGGGCGUGGCUACCAAAAACGCACACGUAGCUGUACCAACCCCGCGCCUCUCAACGGCGGCGCCAUCUGUGAAGGGCAGGGCAUUCAGAAGCUGGCGUGCAAUCCCCUCUGCCCAGUGGAUGGCCUGUGGACAGAGUGGAGUAAGUGGUCCACCUGUGGGACAGAGUGCACCCACUGGAGGAGGAGAGAAUGCAACGCUCCGGCACCCAAAAACGGGGGGAAGGACUGUGAGGGCAUGGUGCUCCAGUCCAAGAACUGCACGGAUGGGCUGUGUAUGCAGAGUUCCUUUUAUCAGAAGUCAUCUGAAGCUAAAGACAUGAUUGAUUUGGAAAAUUCAUUGGCACCCAGCACAGAUGAUGUAGCGCUGUACGUGGGGAUAGUCAUCGCCGUCAUCAUGUGCCUGGUCAUCUCCGUGGUGGUGGCGCUCUUCAUCUACAGAAAGAACCACAGAGACUUCGACUCAGACAUCAUCGACUCCUCAGCUCUCAACGGAGGUUUCCAGCCGGUCAGCAUCAAGACCACACGUAAAGCUGAUCUCCUGACUGCUCCCCCUGACCUGACCUCGGCAGCUGCCAUGUACCGAGGUCCUGUCUAUGCCCUCCACGACGUGGCCGACAAAAUCCCCAUGACAAAUUCCCCCCUGUUGGACCCCCUCCCCAAUCUGAAGAUCAAGGUGUACAACUCCUCGGGUCUGGUGACUCCACAGGACGAUUUGGGAGGAGAGUUUUCCUCGAAGCUCUCGCCCAAAUUGCAACACUGCCUCAUGGACGGGGAGAACACGCUGGGCCGACGCACCCAGACACAGACGCUCAUGCGCACCAGAGACCCGUCCUGCACAGCGGUGGGGUCCUUUAGCUCCCAAGGCGGGCAUCUGAUCGUCCCUAACUCAGGAGUGAGUCUCCUGAUUCCCGCCGGGGCCAUUCCACAGGGCAGAGUGUAUGAGAUGUACGUGACGGUGCAGAGGAAGGACAACUUGAGGCCCUCGGUGGAUGAUGGUCAAACAGUGCUGAGCCCUGUGGUGAGCUGCGGUCCCCCCGGGGCCCUUUUGACUCGGCCCGUCAUCAUCACCAUGCACCACUGUGCCGUGUGUGACGGGCAGCAGGACUGGCUGAUCCAGCUGAAGAGCCAGUCGCCUCAGAACAAGUGGGAGGAUGUGGUGGUGGUGGGAGAGGAAAACUUCACCACGCCAUGCUACAUCCAGAUGGACGACGAGGCCUGCCACAUCCUGACGGAGACGCUGGGAACGUACUGCCUUGUGGGUCAAACGCUCAGUGCUGCCACCAUUAAACGCCUAAAACUAGCCAUCUUCGGCCCGGUCACCUGCCCCGCCAUGGAGUACCACAUCCGAGCCUACUGCCUGGACGACAACCAGGACGCACUCAAGGAGGUUUUACAAAUGGAGAAGCAAAUGGGAGGGAAGUUGUUGGACGAACCGAAGACUCUAAACUUCAGCGACAGCACGCACAACCUGAGACUUUCCAUUCAUGACGUUCCUCACGCUCUGUGGAAGAGCAAACUUCUAGCCAAGUACCAGGAACUGUCCUUCCAGCAGGUGUGGAGCGGCUCUCAGAGGAACCUCCACUGCUGUUUCACCCUGGAGAGAUUCUCCAGCAGCACCGUGGACCUCAACUGCAAAAUCUGCGUGAGACAAGUGGAGGGGGAGGGACAAAUCUUCCAGCUGGACACCACCCUGUCGGAGGACUCGCAGAGUAUCGACACGUCGCUGCUGGACCCGGCCAGUAACAUCACCACCUUGGUGGGGCCAAACGCCUUCCGCAUCCCAGUGUCCAUCAGGCAGAAGCUGUGCGGCAGCCUGGACGCUCCGCAGACCCGAGGCAACGACUGGAGGAUGUUGGCCCACAAACUCAACCUGGACAGGUAUCUCAACUAUUUUGCCACCAAGUCCAGUCCCACUGGAGUCAUCCUGGACCUGUGGGAGGCCCAGCAUUUCCCUGACGGCAACUUGAGUCGCCUGGCGCAGGUCCUGGAGGAGAUGGGUCGCCACGACAGCCUCGUGCCGGCAGCCGGAGAGCAUUGACGUCUCCUCCAUCAUGAAAAUGAAAAAAGAUCAUUCAUAAAAGUGAUGGAUUGCCAAAAGCAAAAGGCAACCUCAUGACACACACACCAACGCAGCAAGUGUGUGUGUGUCGGUGUGUGUGUGUGUGUGUGUGUGCAGAGCAAAAGAAGACGGGAACAUCCCGGUCUACUCAUCCGUGACCCAGUUAAACACUGGCAACAAAAGGUGUAAAAACUUGGAGGGUAAACAAGAAUCGCUGCCAGUCAUUCCUCUCGCGCUGAUAUUUUUGGAUCUGGUUUCCUUGGAAACAGCUGUCCAGAUAUUUGGACUGAGCGGACAUGAUUUUCUUCGCCAUCGCUUCAAGAAGUGACAUCAAAAGGUCAAGAGGGGCUCCAAUUAGUUUCCAUGUCAGUUUCCAUAGCGACACCACGGACGUGUUCACCGAGUGUUUAAUUACACCACUAUUUAUAUGCUUUUUUUCCUUUCUUUCUUUUCUUUCUUUCUUUCUUUUAGAGCUGUUUAGAAUACUUUUGCAGUGUCCCUGUGACGUUUCAUGAUGGCGCUUGACUGUAUCAUAGCGCCCCCAGGUGGACGCUUGCGGUCAUCAGCCACAGAGGGACACAAAUGAUGUAAUCACUUUUUAAUGUUGCUUUUGUGUCUAAUUCAUUUCGUAUAUUGUUUGAUGUUUCAUUCACGCUUCGCUCGGCGAGUGUUGCCAGGUUUUAUGGUUGAAAAAGUCAAACGUCAUCGACGCAAGGGCAGGAAUCAGGAAGGAGAUAUUUAUUUGUGGUUUGCCAUGAAGAUGUAUUUUUCUAGCGACAGGACUACUGCUUUCUACCAAAUAACUGACAACAGCUGUUGAAAUCUGAAUUCCUAUCACCGAAUAUCGAGUGUUAUUUAUGAGAAAUACCACGUUUGUGCGUUCAUGACGGAAGCCAUCAGUGAUUGUGAGGUGCAUUCAGGAUGAUAACUUGUACAUGCAACAUUCCUUCCACGCAGUCGUGGCUGCUUUUCGUUUUGGUUGUUUGUCGCGGCAGUUUUUUGUAAAGAGGUCUAUGCAAACUUUGCAUCUGUUCUUUCACAACGUUCAGCUUCAUGGUCCAUUGUGAGAAUGUGUCCUCUCACCUGCUCCAGUCUCACUGUCAAGUUAAUGUACAAAGUGUAAGAAAGAAUUUUUAAGACUAAUAAUAAAUUAUA
This is a messenger RNA of Synchiropus splendidus (mandarinfish), 4381 nucleotides long. RefSeq names its product unc-5 netrin receptor Cb (gene unc5cb). The transcript has 17 exons. Gene Ontology annotation, molecular function: protein binding; netrin receptor activity. Gene Ontology annotation, biological process: netrin-activated signaling pathway. Gene Ontology annotation, cellular component: membrane. Bases 353 to 3205 code for a protein of 950 amino acids. The record is from RefSeq and is a predicted model, not a curated record. NCBI's taxonomy places the organism in Eukaryota, Metazoa, Chordata, Actinopteri, Syngnathiformes, Callionymidae.